UUUGUUCUUGGAAGCCACCAUGCACACGUUCCUAUUGCAAAGGACAGAGGUGGCGCACAUUCGUGUGGGGGUGCACCGCGACUCUCCGGACGACUCUCGCAGGCAAAUCCUGAGGGGCGGGGAAAAGCAACCAAUCCACGAAUGUGUUCGGAAAGCGGGGCUCCUCAGUGGUUGAUAAAGUAUGAUGACAUACCCGCCAUCCAAUCCUCAAGCGAAGGGCUGGGCUACAGUCAGCUGGUGAAACCACCUGACCCGAGCCUGGAGCCGGAAACUACCUAUCGGGUGGACUGCUUACACUGCUCCUACGGCUGCGAUGACUUCCGCACUGACCCAAGGGCUGGAGCGAAUCCCAGACCAGCUUGGCUACCUGGUGCUGAGCGAAGGUGCAGUGCUGGCGUCAUCUGGGGACCUUGAGAACGAUGAGCAAGCAGCCAGUGCCAUCUCGGAGUUGGUCAGCACAGCCUGUGGCUUCCAGUUGCACCAUGGCACAAACAUCCCUUUCAAACGCCUGUCUGUGGUCUUUGGUGAACACACGCUGCUGGUGACUGUGUCAGGACAGAGGGUGUUUGUGGUGAAGAGGCAGAAUCGAGGUCGGGAACCUAUUGAUGUCUGAGCUAUAAAAGGCACUGGCUGGAGAAGAAGCCUGCCUCUGGGGCCUGUCCCUGCGGGGGGUGGGGGUGGAGUACACUGCCUUCUGCUGGAGUUGGGCUUGUGCUCACUACCUCCUUCCUGACCCCUCACCUGAGCGAGGCACAAGGCUUAGAGACUUCUAUGCUAAGGGACUAGGGGAACUAUGACUGGGGGACCCCUUUUCUUCCCUUCUGCCUAAUAAACACUAGUCCAACCUGUCUAGGGCUCA
This is a messenger RNA of Mus caroli (Ryukyu mouse), 859 nucleotides long. RefSeq names its product late endosomal/lysosomal adaptor, MAPK and MTOR activator 4 (gene Lamtor4). Gene Ontology annotation, biological process: cellular response to amino acid stimulus; positive regulation of TOR signaling. Gene Ontology annotation, cellular component: lysosome; Ragulator complex. The record is from RefSeq and is a predicted model, not a curated record. Lineage: Eukaryota; Metazoa; Chordata; Mammalia; Rodentia; Muridae. Gene Ontology annotation, molecular function: guanyl-nucleotide exchange factor activity.